AUGGGAGGAGUAGAAGUUCUUCAUCCACAAAAUUUGUUGAAAGAUCGAUUCGCUCACCACCGACCUCGUCAUAGUUCAAUUAAAUCCCCUACGAAAUUCCAGAAAAAACCAAACAUUUCUCCUAACCCUAACCCUAAUUCUUAUCCGGAGAAAUCGAGUCGGCGGAAGAGAAUCCAACAGAUUACUUCCAACAAUCGGUAUUCUUCUACCUCACCUCCAAACAACCGCACCCUGGUAAUGGGGCAGGUUAAGAUUUUGAAGCGCGGAGAAGCGUUGAACAAAGAUAUGGACGAGGGGAACAAGAAAAUGGCGGCAGUUGACGAUUUGAUGGUUCUUUCGUCGAUGGAUCGGCUGGGUCCGGAGCCGGAUAUGAUUCCAAACCAGAUCCAGGUCCUGAAGUUCUACGCAGAGUUUUCUGUAUAUGAUUAUGAAGCUCCCAUUUCCUUUAUGUACUAA
Messenger RNA from Fraxinus pennsylvanica, 456 nucleotides. Lineage: Eukaryota; Viridiplantae; Streptophyta; Magnoliopsida; Lamiales; Oleaceae. The record is from the annotation of a GenBank genome assembly.